This is a messenger RNA of Darwinula stevensoni, 454 nucleotides long. The record is from the annotation of a GenBank genome assembly. NCBI's taxonomy places the organism in Eukaryota, Metazoa, Arthropoda, Ostracoda, Podocopida, Darwinulidae.
AUGAACGCAGGGUGCGUGUUUGGUUUACCUGAUUUGGUACUCGGCCCUGAUGAACUUGACACGGUCCUAGGGACGUUCCCGAAUGCACGCCUCGACCUGGACUUCAUUCUCACGAAGCCAAAACUGUGUCAUGCGGCGCCUUCGUGUUUCUUUCAAAGUAAACCCAACUGUGAUAAGAGUCCCUCGCUGGACGAAGACGUGGGCGGAGUCCGCUCCUACGAGAAUCUUCAACUGGGCCACGUGAAGACGCUGACGGGGGAAGGCUUCACCCAGGAAGCCUCGGUGAAGGCGUUGCUCAUCUCCCGGAACGACCUGGAACUGGCCCGUGAUAUCCUCCAGGGUUUCAGCUCCCAUCCGUGAUCUUCCAGGAGGCUUGGAGGUGCUCGCACUCUUUUUUUUUGCUCUUGUUCUGUCGGUUGUGAUGGAUGUAAUCAAGCAUUGUUAUUCGUGGAGA